AAGUAGUCUAGAUGUGUUCCUUGAUUAUUCAAUCUCAAUGAUCAGUCUUCCAGCUAUUAUAGCAUUGUURGUGAUUGUGCUAUGUUUUGUUGUUCGGGUUUUUAAUCUCACCGAUAAAGUCCUAAUGCCUAAGACGUUUGACUCAAAUAGCGAGUUUGUCAAAGCUGUGAAGUCUUCGUGUUCAUUUCUACGCGAAAGUUAUGUUCCUCCAGUAUGGGGAAGAAGUGGUCAUGUACAAACUUUAUUUGCAAGUCAAGUUGGUCGUGUGAAUCCUCCAAAGUUACAGGGUAGACAUCAUGAGGUUAGGAUGGAAGAUGGUGCUACAAUGACGUUUGAUGUUUAUGAGCCUGAUGACACCAAGCCAGAAGAGAAAUUAAAUACAAUUAUUGUGGUACCUGGGAUUGCAAACUGUAGCGAUACCAAGUAUGUGCGCACCUUUGCUGGACUUGCUUUAAAACAUAAUUUUCGAGUUGCUGUCUUGGACCAUCUUGGGGCAAGAGAGAAUAUUGAGCUGACAUCCCCUAGAAUUUUCACAUAUGGUAGUACAAAUGAACUGGUCAUGCUGGUAAAACAGGUUAUAGCAAGAUAUAAUUGUUAUCAUCUAAUYGGUGUUGGGUUUUCAAUGGGAGCGAAUGUCCUUCUUAAAUAUCUUGGGGAAGAACCAAGCAGACAAAAGGACUUCACUUGUGCAGUGUCAGUUUGCCAAGGGUAUGACAUUAUCAGUGCUUGCCAGUAUUUUGAAGACUGGGAAGGUGCAAGGAGGUUMUAUAGCUACAUGAUGACUCAGAACAUGAAACACUUGAUAUUACGGAAUGAACACAUGCUGUUCAAAGAUCCUGAAAUGUCUGCUUGCAAGUCUAAGAUGCUAAGUGCGACAUCUUUGAAAGAGCUUGAUGAGGCUUUCAACAGGAGAAUGGCUCGUUUCGACGAUUUAUUAACAUUUUAUGAAGAGAAUAGUAGCUGUAACUAUCUUCCCAAGRUCAAGAUGCCAUUGUUAUUGAUAAAUGCUCGCGAUGAUCCCAUAGUUCCAGAGCAGUUGUUUGAGGCUCCCCURAGACAUGUUGAGGAAAAUCCAGAAGCAAUGUUUGUUGUAACCCAGCAUGGCGGUCACCUUGGGUACUACGAAAGUGGUGGAUUGUUUGGCGUUAGUGAAAUCACAUGGAUGGACAAGUCGAUAAUGCAGUAUAUUUUAGCAGUAAUGUGUGUCACUAGUCAUAACAGUAACAAAAAGCCGUAUAGCUAGCCCUCUUAGUAUUACAAUAACAACGAUAGCGUAUCAUUUACCCGAGCAGAAGGUGGAUUACUUCAUACAAAAGUGAUAUAUCUCUAAAAUAAUUUUUUUGUUCAAAUCGCGGUACUUCAAGAAUCUGCAAACUCWMGAUUGUCCCAUCUCUGGGUAACAUACAUAUUAUUUAAGAAUUCAUUGAUCCUUACAUUACAGUUUAGCUUUUCCUAUUUUCCAAAAACCCGUGAAAUAGAUAUUACACCAAGGUGUAUUUGUGUAAUAUCCAUUUCACGGUUUUUUUUACUUUCAUUUAAUUAAGAAACUAAUGAUCCUAAUGACAACAUUUUUUCGUUUUUUAUUUUGCUUUUCUCUGUGCACGAGAGACUGUUGUCAACUAAAACAGCGGUCUCUCGCUUUGAACGGGAUGAGAAAUAUGUGUAUUUGGUUGGUACUUUUUCCCUGUGCUUGCAACGAAACACUCUUACAUAGCAAUCAUUACAGAAAGAGGUAAUUAUUGAAYUUAUUUUUCAACAAUGGAUAUGAACAAACAAAUUUAAGAUUGUAAAGUUAAAAUGAUUACUCGCUAGUCUAAAAUAUCUUUAUUUAUUAUUUUUCUAUCAAAGUUAUUCUCCUAAAAUAGGCAUAAGCAAUCGACUUAGUUUUCUAAUAAUGUAAAAAUUUGUAAAUUAAAAUUUAAAAUAGUUAAAUAAAUAAUUUGCCAAUUAUAACGCUAAAAAUACUACUGAUGUU
This is a messenger RNA of Exaiptasia diaphana, 1975 nucleotides long. RefSeq names its product monoacylglycerol lipase ABHD2. The transcript is spliced from 8 exons. Lineage: Eukaryota; Metazoa; Cnidaria; Anthozoa; Actiniaria; Aiptasiidae. The record is from RefSeq and is a predicted model, not a curated record. Gene Ontology annotation, cellular component: sperm plasma membrane; sperm flagellum. Gene Ontology annotation, biological process: medium-chain fatty acid catabolic process; medium-chain fatty acid biosynthetic process; steroid hormone receptor signaling pathway. Gene Ontology annotation, molecular function: monoacylglycerol lipase activity; acetylesterase activity. Bases 38 to 1243 code for a protein of 401 amino acids.